Helobdella robusta is the source of this 438-nucleotide messenger RNA. RefSeq lists its product as hypothetical. The transcript is spliced from 4 exons. The coding region runs from base 1 to 438 and encodes 145 amino acids. The record is from RefSeq and is a predicted model, not a curated record. Lineage: Eukaryota; Metazoa; Annelida; Clitellata; Rhynchobdellida; Glossiphoniidae.
AUGUAUAACUUUUCAUCACAACGAGUAUCGAUACCUAUUUCGAUAUCUGUAUGGAUACCGGUAUCGAUACCUGUAUGGACAUCUUUUUCGAUACCUGUUUUGAUACCUGUUUCGAUACCUGUAUUAAAACCUGUAUCGAUACUUGUUUUGAUACCUGUUUCGAUACGUACAGCCAUUACACCGGUUAUAUUUGGAAUUUGGUAUUUUAAGAGGUUGCUGAUAGCAGCAGAAACUGCGUAUGCCAAUUAUGAAGCUAAUAAGGAGGUGAAGAUGAGCUAUCCAAAGGCCAAAAAUUUAAGCGUCGAAUUUCAGCUUGAAGACGCCAGGCACACAGCAUUCAAACAGUUCGUCAACUACCAAAACAGUACCGUGCAUGUUCCCACAAACGUCUUCGAUGAAUAUUUAAUUCUUGGUAGCAAGUGUGGGGAUUUUAUUUAA